AUGGCUGCCUGCCUCCGAGCAGGCAACCGGAUCCCCACGCCAGGCGGACAGGACAGUCUCGGACGCAGGAGCGGUGGCAGCGAUCCCAGCAGAUCUUCCCUGAAGCGGUUUGGUGUGGAUCUCCUCCGGCCGGGUUGUGAUGAGCUACCCGUGCCCGAGGCCGCAGCGACAUUAGUACAGGCUGUGCUGAAUGUUCUACAGAUGGAAACAAAUGAACAAUAUUCUCCCAAUUAUCAGCUCUUACUGCUUUGGGCUUCUCUGUCUAAUGUUGUUCCGGUUGCAUUUUGGACACUUGCGUUUGUCUUUUCUCAUCCCAACAUCCACAAGGCCAUUAUGGAAGGUAUAUCCUCUGUGUUCGGCACACCAGGCAAAGGUAAGCUCAAAGUGUCUGAAGAUGAUUUGAAGAAACUCCUUCUGAUUAAAUGGUGUGCUUUGGAAGCCAUUCGUUUACGAUCCCCUGGUGUCAUUACCAGAAAAGUGGUGGCACCAGUUAAAAUUUUGAAUUACAUCAUUCCUUCUGGUGACUUUUUGAUGUUGUCUCCAUUUUGGCUACAUAGAAAUCCAAAGUAUUUUCCUGAACCUGAAUUGUUCAAACCUGAACGUUGGGAAAAGGCAAAUUUAGAGAAGCAUGCGUUCUUGGACUGCUUCCUGGCAUUUGGAAGCGGGAAGUUCCAGUGUCCUGGAAGGUGGUUUGCUCUGUUAGAGAUUCAAAUAUUUGUUAUUUUAAUGCUUUAUAAAUAUGACUGUAGUCUUCUGGAUUCAUUACCUAAGCAGAGUUCUCUACACAUAUUGGGUAUCCCCCAGCCAGAAGGGCAAUGCCGAAUUGAAUAUAAACAAAGAAUGUGACAACCGUUGGGCCUCCAGAGGGUCAGGGCCUUCUGGACGAGUGACGUCACCCCAUCCAUCCGCUCACCUGGCAGCAUUCAGACCUGAGCUCUGCUAAAACACACGACUUCACUUUGCUUUAGGACUUAGCUCAAGAAAAUGUUCAAAUGGUAUAUGUGUUUGGUACCUUGAAUGGUAAAUCAAGACUCUGAUGUCACUCUCAGUGACAUAGAGAUCUGAAUACGUGAUUUAUAGAAAAUGUUUAAGUCAUCAAAAAAGCAUUUUAAGAAGUUGGAAUUUGGUGUCAUGAAUAACUGUAUUAGAACCUUAAGUAGUAAUAAUGUCACUUGAAUGAAAAUCUUAGCACAUUACAUUUACUGUAAAGGCAAUAUAUUUAAAUUUCUAUUUUGAAAAGACUAAAAUUUCUUGAUUCUUAAAAAAUGCUAAAUGAUAAUAUCUAGAAAUUUUCUAUUUUUCUCACUAUGAUUCCAACUAGCAAUUGAAAUUUUUAAGCUCUGUAAUGUCAUUUGCUAUAGUAGACAUGCUAUUGCUAAAAAU
Molecule: messenger RNA, 1383 nt
Organism: Carlito syrichta (Philippine tarsier)
Lineage: Eukaryota; Metazoa; Chordata; Mammalia; Primates; Tarsiidae
Gene: CYP39A1
Product: 24-hydroxycholesterol 7-alpha-hydroxylase-like
Exons: 8
Coding region: 1-846 (281 amino acids)
Biological process (GO): cholesterol homeostasis; bile acid biosynthetic process
Molecular function (GO): iron ion binding; steroid hydroxylase activity; heme binding
Source: RefSeq, a predicted model, not a curated record